This is a messenger RNA of Pedinophyceae sp. YPF-701, 4206 nucleotides long. The record is from the annotation of a GenBank genome assembly. Lineage: Eukaryota; Viridiplantae; Chlorophyta; Pedinophyceae.
AUGCUAGGGGAUGUUGCUCUCGUCGCUGCCGUGGCCCUGGGGGCAUAUAUCAACACCGUGCGGUGUGGAUUCGCAUUCGAUGAUCAGUUUGCAGUCGUGGACAAUCAAGACGUGUACGGGGACUCCCUGCCGAUCCAAGCUCUCCUGGACCACGACUUUUGGGGCCAGCCGAUAGUGCUCCAUGGAUCCCACAAGAGCUACCGCCCGCUCUCGGUGCUAGCGCUUCGCGGCGUUCGGAAGAUCCUAACGCCUCUGUUGCGGCCGCUCCUGGGCUUCGUCAAGUACCACGACAUGGACGACUUGACUCAGCGGGCCAUCACCGAGCGCGGAUUGCACCCGCUCCCGUUCCACGUUGCCAACAUAUUCCUGCACGCCCUCGUCAGCGUCCUCGUCCUCUUCCUCGCACGGCAGUUCCGCAGCUACCUCCGAUUCAACGACAGAUCGUUGCAAGUCCGCCAGGGCACCGCGAACGGCUCCGCCAGCGCCGGCCACACCACCAACAACGGCGAAGCCGCGAUCGCACAGGCACGGGCCGUCACGCGGUGGGUGGCGGCGGCGGCCCGCACCGCCAGCCGCUGGCACGUCGUCGCGGCGCUGCUCUUCGCGGUCCACCCGAUCCACACCGAGGCCGUCGCGGGCGUUGUCGGCAUGGCGGACCUGCUGUCAGGCGCACUUGCCAUCGGCGCGAUUCUGUCCUACGCGUGGGGCAUCGUGCUGCCGCUCGCGCCGCAGAGCAUCUCGGUGAACGUGAGCGUCCUGCGGCUGGUCACGCCGCUCGCGGUGCUGCGGCAGCUGCUCGGCGUGAUGCUCGCCGGCGCGUUGUCGCUGUUGGCGGCCCUGUCGAAGGAGACCGGGAUCACGGCGGUGCUCGCGUGCGCGCUGCUGGACAUCGCGCUCGCAGACGGGGUGCUCGUGUACGCGCCGCCGCCGGAGCAGCCGCCCGCGCCGCCGAAAGCGAAGGGCAGCGAGUCUGCAGCAGGGGGGGGUCAGACCGCGAGUCAGACCAAGGAGGGCGCGGCGCCGGACCAGCGGCGGCGCUUCUUCUCCAUGCCCGUGGUGUCGCAGGUCGAGACGCCGUGGCAAGAGACCUUCGUGACGGCCCCAGAAGGCUUCAUGGGUAUUCGUCGCGGAACAAAGAUCCUCUCGAUUGGUCUGAAGCCCGGCGCGGCGUCGCAGAAGCGCAAGCCCCCGACGCAGGAGGAGCUCGACCGCGCGACCAAGCGCCACGAGGCCAUUCUGCGGAGGGAGGCGGCGGCCGACGCGACGGCGUGCUGGCGGCGGGCGGACGUCACGUCCGGGGAGGUGCUCGUGCUGCUCGUGCUGCGCGCUCUCCGUCUGACAGCGCUGGCGCUCGUGGCGCUGCUCUAUCUGUUCGCGCGGCGCGUCGUCUCGGCGGGGGACCACCUCGUGCGUCUGUCGCGCCGCGUGGAGAACCCGCUCGCGUUCACCCCGGACCUGCUGUCGCGCGUGGCGGGCAAGAUCGCGGUGCACGCGCGGUACGCCAUGCAUCUCUUCGCCAACCCCAACCAACUCUCCGCGGACUGGUCCUUCGACUGCAUCUCGCUUCCGCGCGCGACGCGCGGCCUCAAGGAGUUCGCAACGCACCCGCUGCUCCUCCUCGGCCUCCUCCUGUACGGCGUCCUCGUCGCGGCCGUCGUGCACGCGUCGCCGCUCACCGCGCUACAGAACCUGCUCUCGUGGGGCCGCAUCGCGCUCGGACUGCCCCGGAGCGGGCCCGCCAGACGCGUCAAGUCCACGUGGACCAGCCACGCCGAACACCUCUUCGUGGUCUUCCUCCUGUGGGGGGGGGUCGUCGUGCCGUUUCUACCCGCGGCGCACAUCUUCUUCUUCCCGGGCACCCUCGUCGCGGAGCGCCUGCUGUACCUCCCGAGCCUCGGCUUCUGCAUUCUGCUUGCGAUGCAGAUCUCGAUGCCCUGGCGCAGCGAGGCCGACGCGCCCGCGGGGCCCUCGCGCGAGCCCAGGCGCGACGCCCUGAGCAAGCGGCUGGCUCCGUGGCUGCGCGCGUCGUCCGUGACGGUCCUCUUCGGCGCGCUCCUGCUCCUCACGAUGCACACGGUGUCGCGCAACGGCGACUGGGUCGACGAAGAGAGGCUCUUCCUCGCCGCCGAGCGCGUCUGCCCCAGGUCUGCAAAAGUGCAACUCAACUUGGCAAUCAUCGAUCGGCGGUACUCGCGACACGAGAAGGCCAUCGAGCGCCUCACGACGGCGCAGGAGAUCGACCCGACCUACUGCGACCCGGACUACCUCCGCGGGUCGUCCCUCCUCAUGCUCGGGGAAACUUCCGAGGCCAUCGUGGCCCUGAAACGGGGUAUGAACUGCACCCACUUCGCGCACCAGUCGCUGUCGGCGCUGCUGCAGAUCGCGGCCGCGGGGACCACGGAGGGCACGUGGCAGAGCGCGCAGGUCCACGGCCUCCUCGCCGACGUGUACGGGCAGCCAGCCGCCAGCCGGUACGUGCUGGCGUGCCGGCACAGCGCGCAGGCGGCGACGGGGCUGCUCGAGGGGGUCGCGCGCGUGAUCGAGGAGGUGAACGGGCCGAUGCUGAAGCUGCUGCGCGCCGUUGGGGCGGAGCUGCGGCGCGGCGGGAAGGGGGGGAGUGAGAGGGGGGGUCUCGUGGAGCUGACGCGGUUGUUCGAGGAGUCGAUCGCGGCGCGCGGGGGGGCUCCCGAGGAAGGCUGGGGCCCGCUGGAGGGGAUGGAGAUGGAGGCGGCGGCGCUGGCGACGUGGUGGGAUGGCGCGACCCAGGCGGCGCGGGAGGCGGCGGCGGCGGUGGAGCGGGUCCUGACGCAGUGCGAGGGUUGGAUGGCGGGCCCCGCGCGGGGCACGGUGAUCGCGCGGCGGCCGGGGCGGGACGCGCUGUCUGAGACGGCGAGCUUGGGCGACGUGGUCGGCAGCUCCCUGAACAACACGGGACUGGCCGUGUACGGGGCCUGCGCGCGUCACGUGGCUCGUGCGCUGGCCAGCGCCGCCCGCGCCAUGCCCGCCGACGCCCUCGAGGCCGCCCUCGCCGGCAAACUCCACCGCCACGUGCUCCUCAAGUCUCCCCGGGUUCAAAGGGAGGUCGCGGCCUACUUGGCGACCAAGGGCGGCCGCUGCCGCGCCCUCGUGGUCGACGACGACGCCUCCGUGGCUCUCGACGCCCUGGUGCCGCCCUGGACGCCCGCAAAGUCGAUCCGUACGCUCCCGCCCACGCGGCCGACGGACGCCCUGCGCCCGUACUCGCUGUUCGACGCCCUCGACAUCGUCAAGAAGUACGGGGCGUCGUGGAAGAUGCGGGGGGAGUCUGGAGCGAACCUGACUCAUGGGGAGCGCCUGACGCAGUCGUUCGCCCGCCGCUGGCUCCGCUGGAUAUGGGCCUGCGUCAAAAUGCCCUGGGACCUCGCCGUGAGUACGACCGAGGCUGCGCAGAUGCAGCGUCGCGCCAACUCCUGGCGCGCGGUCCUCGCGCAGCCGUGGUACGCCGCCAUGUCCCAGAAUAGAACCAGCCAGCACCCACAUGCCAUCCUGGUCAACCUCUUCCAGUCCGCGGACCCAUCAUCGCCCUUGCUCCAGCGCGAGUGGGGCCUCACGCUCGCCGCAGCGGACCGCAUGUCCGAGGCGGCGCGGCACUUGCGCGCUGCAGCGAUCCUCUACGCCGACGCCAGCUGGCGCGCACUGGAGGCGGCGGGCGUGCUCCAGCUCGCGAACGGCGUCGAAAAGGAGCUGCACACCGCAGCGGACAUCCUCGCGGCCCUGCCCGCCAGCGAAGGCGGCCCCAUGCCGGCAACAGCGGGCGCUGUGUCCACGGGGCUGCCUUCCGUGGUGCCGGGGCAGGUCGGCCGCGAGGCGAGCGUGGCUGAGACGCUGUCGCUGUCGAUGGAAACGAUGCUCCAGUCGCUCCUGUGCGAGGCUGGGCGCCGCGUGGGCGCGUACGGGGGCUUCCUGCCCCUCAAGAUGCCGCGCAUCGUUGCGCUGGCGAAGUUCGCGGUGACCUCGGUGCAGACGAGCGAGGAGCAAACGUCCACCGAGGUGGGGAUGCGCGUGCGCGCGAUGCGGGCGGGGGUUUGCACACUUGCUCACGAGGCGGGUGCUGCGGCGGAGACGCUGGACCGGCUCGGCGGGGGGAGCCCCGACACGCGAGUGGUGCAGGAGACGUUCGGAACGGGCUCGGAGGUGGUCGAGCGGUGCGCGGACGCGGUCAGCUGA